This is a messenger RNA of Epinephelus lanceolatus (giant grouper), 1157 nucleotides long. RefSeq names its product prolactin 2 (gene prl2). Gene Ontology annotation, molecular function: hormone activity. The record is from RefSeq and is a predicted model, not a curated record. Lineage: Eukaryota; Metazoa; Chordata; Actinopteri; Perciformes; Serranidae. Gene Ontology annotation, biological process: positive regulation of receptor signaling pathway via JAK-STAT; response to nutrient levels. Gene Ontology annotation, cellular component: extracellular region.
GUAAAAGGGAAAUGGUCAGCGAGGGACCCUCAUAUGAAGCUGUGGGGGUCUCUGAGAAGGAAAGUGUCUGCACCCUCUACUCUGAGACAGGAGCUCCUCAUAACCCUGCAGAAUGCCUGGAAACAUCAGAUCAGUGUCUUUUGUGUGGGUGGUGUUGGUCUGUCUGCUGUUCUGCAGCAGACUGACCAGAGUGGGUGCAGCACCCCUCUGUGCCAAUGCCCAGGCUGGGUGCCAUGUCCUCUCCCUGGCGAACCUGUUUGACCGGGUCAUCCAACACUCAGGCAGGAUGCAUGGCAUUUCAAAUGACCUUCACUCCGAGUUUGAGCAGUACUUCCUGCCCAGUAAGAAUCAAAUCGGCCGGGUCAGUCGCAACUGUCACACCUCCACCAUCCUCACCCCAAAUGGCAAGGAGAACGCUCAGAGAAUGGCGAGAGAGGAGCUGAUGGAGGUGAUUCUGAAGCUCCUGGUGGCCUGGAGGGAUCCUCUGUGGCAUUUCCAUCAGAGCAUGGCUCACCACGACUUCAACAACUUCAGCUCCAAUAAAGCUCUGGAGAUGAGCGACAUGGUGCACGAGCUACGCAAAGGUGUAGAGAAAGUGGCUGAGAAGAUGCAACUGUUGGGGUUAACAAGUAACACUGUCAGCAGCCUGGCUUCUCCUGAGGAUUUGUUGCCACCUGACAGUGCUGAGUGGCGCCUGAUGAAAGACUACGACCUCCUCUACUGCUUUCGCCGAGACUCCAACAAGGUCCAGAACUACCUGAAGAUCCUCAAGUGUCGCAUCGUUCCAGAGCACGGAUGCUGAAGUCCAGAUAACAGUGGAAGCUGCAUUCAACUUAUAAAACUAUCAGCACAAUGGAAUGGAAACGCUUCGGUUACAGACUACACAGAUAAAUCUGUGGUUCAGUUGUGUUUUCUAUCUGCAGGGAUGUUAACUGAUAUCAUGACUGAAGUUCUACUGGAACCCAAAGACUGUGCCCACCCCCUACUUCAUGCACGAUAUUAUAUAGAGUGUGGACAAACCUGUGUAGAGUAUGGACAGGAGGGAAUGAGUGUAAUACAUGUUAUUAUAAACUCCUGUAAAGCAUCUUUAAAUAUAAUAAUACCUUAUAAAACAUUUCAAGAAACAUGGAUGCAAUGUUUUUUUGUCAUUUCUACAG